GCUCAAAAUGCUGAACUGCUUCUGGAAGUCGCUGGUGCUGUGGUAGUUGGAGUCUGUUCUCGGGCCUGAGCCUCGAGGCCAGGCUCCUGGGUGUCGUUAAUGUUCGGGGCCGCCGGGCGCCAACCGAUCGGAGCUCCAGCCGCCGGGAACAGCUGGCAUUUCAGUCGAACCAUGGAAGAACUGGUUCAUGAUCUUGUCUCAGCAUUGGAGGAGAGCUCAGAGCAAGCUCGAGGUGGAUUUGCUGAAACAGGAGAUCAUUCUCGAAGUAUAUCUUGCCCUCUGAAACGCCAGGCAAGGAAAAGGAGAGGGAGAAAACGGAGAUCAUAUAAUGUUCACCACCCAUGGGAGACUGGUCACUGCUUAAGUGAAGGCUCUGACUCUAGUUUAGAGGAACCAAGCAAGGACUACAGAGAGAAUCACAAUAAUAAUAAAAAAGAUCACAGUGACUCUGAUGACCAAAUGUUAGUGGCUAAGCGCAGGCCAUCAUCAAACUUAAAUAAUAAUGUACGAGGAAAAAGACCUCUGUGGCACGAAUCUGACUUUGCCGUGGACAACCUUGGGAACAGAACUCUGCGCAGAAGGAGAAAGGUAAAACGCAUGGCCGUGGACCUCCCACAGGACAUCUCUAACAAACGGACAAUGACCCAGCCCCUUGAAGGUUGUAGAGAUCAGGACAUGGACAGUGAUAGAGCUUACCAAUAUCAAGAGUUUACCAAGAACAAAGUCAAAAAAAGGAAAUUGAAAAUAAUUAGACAAGGACCAAAAAUCCAAGAUGAAGGAGUAGUUUUAGAAAGUGAGGAAAUAAGCCAGACCAGUAAGGACAAAAUGGACUACGAAGAGCAAAAAGUCUCAGACGAACUCAUGAGUGAAAGUGAUUCCAGCAGUCUCAGCAGCACCGAUGCUGGUUUAUUUACCAAUGAUGAGGGAAGGCAAGGUGACGAUGAGCAGAGUGACUGGUUUUAUGAGAAGGAAUCAGGUGGAGCAUGUGGCAUCACUGGGGUCGUGCCCUGGUGGGAAAAGGAAGAUCCUACCGAGCUAGACAAAAAUUUACCAGAUCCUGUCUUUGAAAGUAUCUUAACUGGUUCUUUCCCUCUUAUGUCACAUCCGGGAAGAAGAGGUUUCCAAGCUAGACUCAGUCGCCUUCAUGGACUGCCUUCCAAGAACAUUAAAAAAUCAGGAGGGACCACAACUUCAAUGGUGGGCACCCCGGGCCCUGUCAGUAACAAGAGAAUGGUUCACUUUUCCCCAGAUUCACAUCACCAUGACCAUUGUUUAGCCCUGGCACUAAGACAGAGCAUGGCCAGGUCACUAAUCCAAUCUGAAAGUUGGAAGCAUCAGCUUCUGAGAGAUAACCGAGCUGAAAGAGGACACAAGAAAAACUGUUCUGUCAAAACAGCCAGCAGGCAAACAAGCAUGCAUUUGGGAUCCCUAUGCACUGGAGAUAUCAAGCGGAGAAGAAAAGCUGCACCCUUGCCUGGACCUACCACAGCAGGAUUUGUGGGAGAAAAUGCCCAGCCAAUCCUAGAAAGCAACAUUGGAAAUCGAAUGCUCCAGAAUAUGGGCUGGACACCUGGGUCAGGCCUUGGACGAGACGGCAAGGGGAUCGCGGAGCCAAUCCAAGCCAUGCAGAGGCCAAAAGGAUUAGGGCUUGGAUUUCCUCUACCAAAAAGCACCCCUGCACCUGCCACUCCCAAUUCAGGAAAAUCCGCCUGAGAAGAAAAACAAAGAAGAAAUGUUUUGCAAUUUUUAUUUAAUAUAUAUA
This is a messenger RNA of Lynx canadensis (Canada lynx), 1762 nucleotides long. RefSeq names its product G-patch domain containing 2 (gene GPATCH2). Lineage: Eukaryota; Metazoa; Chordata; Mammalia; Carnivora; Felidae. The transcript has 12 exons. Gene Ontology annotation, molecular function: nucleic acid binding. Bases 100 to 1713 code for a protein of 537 amino acids. The record is from RefSeq and is a predicted model, not a curated record.